Molecule: messenger RNA, 2267 nt
Organism: Dimorphilus gyrociliatus
Lineage: Eukaryota; Metazoa; Annelida; Polychaeta; Dinophilidae
Source: the annotation of a GenBank genome assembly
UUAAGGUUUAAAUAUGUCUUAUAUACUGUACUAGUAAUAUAUAUUUGUAUUUUGACAUAUAUUAUCGAUUGUCGUAAAUUAAUGACGACAUUUAGUCUAGAAGAGAAGGCAAAGGCAAAGAAGACAAAAGCUCCUUUCCUCCAUCCUCUUCUUUCUCUCAUUCUCCUUCUUCGCAAAAAAAUUGAUACAGGCGAAAAUGAAGGGAAAAAGAGAUAGUUGUAUUAAUUUCUUCUCGAUAACCUUAACCUUGUCGAUUAGUCUCAGGAAAAUGGAUAAGAAUCAAGAAUUUUUACAAGAUUAAUAAGGCACGCUAGGGUUAUUAUUCUUUCUCUUCUCUGUCAAGGAAGAGUUAAAGGUUUCACAUAUAUAAAACGCUCGAAUGCCUCCAAUCCUUAGAGGCAAUGAGGUGAUUAAUGAAAAAAUGCGUCUAUUCGUCACCUCCUCUUUUCACUGACCGUAUCGUGAGAUGAACAAAGAAAACGUCUCUCGACGUCUAUCCAUAGAAUCACCUUUCGCCUUUUUAGGUCAGCUUCUUUUCAACCAGCUCGGAACUGAGCUCUGAGAAACGCUUCCCCUUUUUUAUGAGAACAAUACCAUCGGAUAAAAAUCAAGCAGAGGUGAUUGUUGAAUUGGUGAAAAUGCUGAAUUGGACAUAUGUAUCCAUUGUCUACGAGGAAUCGAGCUACGGUGAAAAGGCCUACGCCGAGAUUUAUGACAGGAUAAGAAUGGAAGGUCUUUGCUUGGCUGUGACUGACAAAUUAAUUAAGGAUUCAGGUGUGGCAACCGAUGAGGCCUACGAUAAGAUAGUACAGAGGCUGAGAGCAGAUUCAAGCGCAAGAGGUGUAAUAGUAUUCGGUUCCGACCAGGAAGUUGGUGAACUGAUGAAAGCUGUCAAACGGAACAAUAUGACAGGUUAUUUCGCUUGGAUUGGCAGCGACGGCUGGGGCGGAAGAAUUCUAGUUUCGGAUGGUAACGAAGCGCAAGUGGAAGGUGCUAUCACCGUCCAACCGUAUGCCGAACCUCUAAAAGGCUUUGACGAAUAUUUCCUUAAAUUAAGACCCCAUUCAAAUUUGGAUAAUCCAUGGUUCAGAGAAUACUGGGAAUAUUAUUUCAAAUGCAAGUUCAAUCAAUCUUACAGUACACCCUUCAAUAGAAAUUAUAGUAAAAUUUGCACUGGAGAUGAAGUGCCCAGCAAGGAAAACGGUUAUGUGGCCGAAGCUCAACUGCAAUUCGUUAGCGAUUCGGUAAUGGCUUUUGCGGUCGCUUUAAGGAAUAUGCAAGCGGAUUACUGUAAGGAAAAGGGGCUUUGUAAGGAAAUGGAUCCGUACGACGGUGAAUUGCUUAAGUCUUAUCUACUAAAAGUGAAUUUUACCGGUCUCUCUGGGCUGAGUUUCAACUUUCUACCCAACGGAGACGGACCUCCCAGAUACAGAAUCCUUCACUAUAAGCAAACUUCUCCAGGUAGUUUCGGUUGGCAUACAGUUGGAGUUCACGAGGGAAAUGGCUUAAAGAUCAAUCGCUCAAAUCUUCAAUUCCGCCUUAAUCAGACUGAUUAUCCCCCGAGUCGUUGCUCUCCACCAUGCGAAUUUAACGAAAUCAAACAAGAAGUGGGAUCUGUCAUCUGUUGCUGGACUUGUACAAAGUGCCCUAAAUGGCAUAUUCGUCCAACGGAAUACGAAUGUCUACUGUGCCCUGAAGGGACAAUACCAUCUGGAGAUUUGAAAGUUUGUCAGGAGCUUCCUCUUGAAUACCUAAAAUUCUUUUCACCCGGAGCUCUAUCUGCCGCCUGUUUGGCGUCUAUUGGAAUAAUUACAACGUUAUUUGUGAUGGCUGUUUUUUGCAGGAGAUGGGAUACGGCUGUUGUAAAAGGUCAUUAAUCAGGAUAUUAUAUUUAUAAAGCAGUAAGACAAAGAGAGAGAGAGAGCUAUUUUCCUAUAAAUCUAUUAUCUAGCCUUUAAUUUUCAGCAGAAAAGCUAAUUAUCCUUAAAUUUUAUUACGUUCUUUUAAAAGUUCACCCUUCUCUUAUACAAGAGGUUUAUAAAAGGAAUAUGAUAAAAAAUUCUUCUUAAGUUCCCUUUCUUCUUAAAGAAGAAAACGAGAAUAAGAGUGCGGGCGUGUGCGUCUUUUGUGUUAGGGAGGGAAUGUCAGACGGCUUUACAAAGGUGAAGUCGGCUGUACAGCAGAUUCUCCUCUCAUGGAAAAAUAUUUAAAAGACAAAUAACGAUUAAUGACCUUUUAACUAAUAGCUUCCGGAAGAGAACUAUCAU